Microthlaspi erraticum is the source of this 852-nucleotide messenger RNA. The record is from the annotation of a GenBank genome assembly. NCBI's taxonomy places the organism in Eukaryota, Viridiplantae, Streptophyta, Magnoliopsida, Brassicales, Brassicaceae.
AUGGAGUUUCCACAGAUCAUUUCGGAGCCAUCUUCUCCAGCUGAUUUUCUUCAGAGUAUUGAGAGUCGCUCAACUUCGGAAGAGAGUUUCGCCGCAGACUACGUUGAAGAACAGCUUUCAGAGAACGAACGAGAUUUGGAUACAUCGAAGAGAUUGGUCAAGGGUGAAGAGUGGAAUUUCUAUGCGAAAGAUGUGAAAAUUCGGAAAGAAGACUUGAACAGGCUCGUGAUGGAUUUUCUUGUAGCUGAAGGAUAUCCAGUGGCUGUGGAGAAAUUCCAAGAGGAAACUGGAACUCAGCGUAUCCUCUUCCUGGUGGAUUUCUGUUAUUUCCUUAACAAGAAGACAGCAGAAAUAGAUCUUGCAAGCAUCGCUGACCGAUCGGCUGUUAUCAGAGCUAUCGAAUGCGGAAAUAUGGAUGUUGCUACUGAGAAACUGAGUGCCUUAAACCCUGAGAUACUGGAGACGAAUUUUUACUUCAAACAGCAAAAGACGAUAGAACUAAUCCGCGAGGGGAAAGGAGAAGAGGCCACCGCGUAUUGCAAGAAAGAGCUUACACCACUUGUACAAGGGAACAAGGCGCUUCUGGAAGAAUUGGAAAGAACUAUAACUCUACGCGUUUUUGAUGAUCCUUAUCCCUGCCAAUAUAAAGAGCUUAUUGACACCUCACGGCGGUUUAAGAGUGCCAGCGAAGUCAAUGCAGCAAUUCUUACUAACCAGACUGGUGAAAAAGGUUCCAAACUUGAACGCUUGUUGAAGAUGCUGUUUUGGACUCAGGAUCAAGCGGAUGAAAAAGCACUGUACCCACGCUUGAGUGAUUUGUCCACUUGCCAGAGCCUAUACCCAUGGGAGUGA